AUGGAGGGCGACAUCUAUGAGGGUGUCAAUCGCUCCAACCUGUCGCUGCCUCGGGGUCCAGCACCUGAGGAUACGAGGCGGAGACUAUUACUGAUUUACAUUCACGGUUUCAUGGGCUCCGAAGCUAGCUUUCAUGACCUCCCAGCGCAUAUUCACGAUUUGUUAACGAGCCUGUUAAGCGAUUCGCAUGUGGUUUACACUCGCAUUUAUCCCCGAUACAAGUCUUGGGGCGAGGCUGGGAUUCAAACAGCCGUGACACAAUUCAGCGCCUGGCUAGCACCACACGAGGCCGAGGAUCUGGAUGUCGUUCUGCUCGGCCACAGUCUCGGUGGAAUCCUGGCCGCAGACGUUGCGCUGUUGCAGCUCAAUGACCAGCCAAAACAUCGAAUCCUGGGACUCGUCAACUUUGACGUUCCCUUCCUAGGAUUACAUCCCCGCGUCAUCCCAACUGGUGUUUUUAGCUCCAUGCCAAAGAAGGAUAUUGCGGCUGAAGAUGAGCUUGUUGGAGAACAGCAAUCACUAGGCAUGGAGCCGGCCUACAAGCCUUUCACCCCCAGUCCGAACUUCGACCCGCCUUUCAGGAAUGAUCACCGCCUGGUCCAGCGUGGCUUCUUUAAGGGACUCAUGCAUUUUGUGAACAAGAAUACAGACAACCUCUCACGAUCAAUAUACGAUCGUGUCGCGUCAUCUUUCAAGUUUGCAGGCUGCGUCAAUAAUUACUCCGAGCUGCGUCGGCGGUACCGACGUCUACUUGAGCUAGAAAACGCAGAAUUCAAACCCGAGAGGGUCCGUUUUGUCAACUACUAUACCGCAAGCACUGGGCGCAUACCACGAAAGUCCAAGGAGAAGCUUGGCAAUGAGGACGGGGACAGUGAUCAGAUCGACAAUCCAACAUCCCUGCCACUGGAAGGCUCUGAAACACCAAAUAUCUCCAAAGAAGAUAUCUCUAAAGAAGAUGGGAUAGCCGGUCCAAUGAGCAACAUGGACCUCGACGAACAGCAGCCAAAGCCUCGAAAGACGUCAAGUAUCUGUAAAGAGAGCGAGACCAGCUCCAUGAAGAGCAGCGCAGCACCGACAGAGCAAGCCAUGAAGCCACCUACUCCUGAUUCUCAUUCCCAGACACAAAAACCACUGCCACCACCACUGCCACCGAGAAAUCCACCCACUUCAGAGCAAAACUUGCAAGGUCUGGAAACCGAAGAGAUCAUCAUGGAUCGGCCAUCGAUUGAUAUCUCCAGCACCACUUUGUCUACUUCAACCCCUCACGAUAGUCAGAGUCUUUCGGGAAGCGUGUCUCUUACAACAUCAGACUCUGGCCUCAGCUCAGAUGACACCCAGCAGAAACUUCGCAAGUUCAUUCUCUUGCCCUCUCACCAUUGGAAGCAUAACGACAAUGCUCACUGGAAUUCGGUAUUGAUGGAGGGUAUAGAUGAAGUAGAAGCGCAUCAAUCCAUGUUCAUCCCACAUGGUGCAAACUACGAUUUCCUCGUUGGAGAUACGGUCUCUCUGAUUGAGCAAUGGGUCCAGACCGAUCUCACCAGACGCUUAAUGCAAGAAAGCCUUGACUGA
Messenger RNA from Penicillium atrosanguineum, 1569 nucleotides. Its product is annotated as esterase/lipase family protein. Lineage: Eukaryota; Fungi; Ascomycota; Eurotiomycetes; Eurotiales; Aspergillaceae. The coding region runs from base 1 to 1569 and encodes 522 amino acids. The transcript has 2 exons. The record is from RefSeq and is a predicted model, not a curated record.